Messenger RNA from Acanthamoeba castellanii str. Neff, 372 nucleotides. RefSeq names its product universal stress domain containing protein. Bases 1 to 372 code for a protein of 123 amino acids. The record is from RefSeq and is a predicted model, not a curated record. The transcript is spliced from 3 exons. Lineage: Eukaryota; Discosea; Longamoebia; Acanthamoebidae.
AUGACCAAGUACAUGGUUGCAGUUGACGGCAGCGAGCACUCGAACAAGGCCUACGCCAUCGCGGCCAAGUUGCUCACCAACAAGGACGAGGUGAUCUUCGUGACCGUUGGGCAGAAGGGCAAGGGCGCUGCUGCGCAGGAUCUGCUCGAGACAUGGACGAAGAAGGCCGAGGCUGAUGGCUUCACUGCCAAGCCGCUCUUCCUCGAAUCGGCCGAUCCUCGUGACGCCAUUUGCAACGCCGUCACGGAGCACGGCAUCGACAUUCUCGUUGUGGGCACCAGGGGUCUGGGUACCAUUAAGAGGAUGCUGCUGGGCUCGGUGAGCAACUACUGCGUGCAGCACGCCUCGUGCGACGUGAUCGUGGCCAAGUAA